This is a messenger RNA of Diabrotica virgifera virgifera (western corn rootworm), 641 nucleotides long. RefSeq lists its product as uncharacterized. Gene Ontology annotation, cellular component: Shu complex. Gene Ontology annotation, molecular function: single-stranded DNA binding. The record is from RefSeq and is a predicted model, not a curated record. Gene Ontology annotation, biological process: double-strand break repair via homologous recombination. The coding region runs from base 91 to 630 and encodes 179 amino acids. NCBI's taxonomy places the organism in Eukaryota, Metazoa, Arthropoda, Insecta, Coleoptera, Chrysomelidae. The transcript is spliced from 3 exons.
AAAAAUUAUUUUUGGCAUGUGUCAGUCAAACAUCUGACAGUGACACUGACAGAAGUUUAAAAAUUCAAAAUAUAAACAAAAUGUUCAAAAAUGAUACCUACUAAUGUUUACCCAACUCUUGUUAUAAAUAAUAACACUAAUUUUAUUUUAUUUAAAGUAGCUAUACACUUUGCAGAAAAAGGAUUAAAUGUUUGGUUUAUUUCACCUUCCGUUUUGGAUAAUAUUCCUGCCAAUAUUGUCCCCCCAGACAAAGAAAUAUUGCAGUUAAUUACUUUUAUAUACCUCAAAGAUUGCAAAGAUCUAUUAAAUCAUCUGAACACUAUCCAUUUAUGGCACAAAUCUCCUACAGUUAUUCUUAUAUGCGGUUUUGAUAUUUACACAAAUAUAUUUGAAGAAAAUUAUAAGCCUAUGUUAGCUGCACUGUUGUCAACUACUUUAUUGGAUAGUUCAGUAGUAUGUUAUAAGAAAAAUAAAAAGUCAACAUAUUUAAUUCUUACUCUACAGACUAUACCUGAUAAUUAUAGAGAUAGAAUAAAAGUAUUAUAUGAUAUGUACUUUCCUAAUAUCAUAACAGAUCAACAUGAAGAAAUUGUGAUAGAUAAAGUUGUAAAUUAUUAUAUAAAUAAAUGAUAUUAUGAGUU